CUACAACCCAACAAACGAGACAUUCAGGUGAGGAGGUUCUAUUCAAUUUGGGUUCACCGUCUCCCGAGUCCGGAAGCUCCCAUGGCAAAGCGCUUGAUCCCAGCUCUGAAUCGUAUCUUGGUGGAGAAAAUCGUUCCUCCAUCCAAAACGAGUGCAGGAAUUUUACUCCCCGAGAAGACCAACAUGCUGAACUCUGGUAAAGUUGUUGAGGUGGGUCCUGGAGCUCGCGAUAGAGAUGGGAAGCUUAUUCCUGUUGCUGUAAAGGAGGGAGACACUGUACUAUUACCUGAAUAUGGAGGAACAACAGUAAAACUUGGUGAUAAAGAGUAUCAGCUGUUUAGAGAUGAUGAUAUACUGGGGACACUGCAUGAUUAAUGUAUCUUAUAGAAUGUGACUGGGUUACGAAAUUUUUUUAUGGUGGGUCCUGUCAGAAUGAGGGAGUUUUAAGCAUGCAGAACAGCAGAAGAGUUGAAUUGGGGGUUGCAUUUAACGAGUCAUGGUCUGGUUUCAAUUUUAUGAAAAUAAAUACCAUAAGUCAUAUUAUUGCAUAAACAGAUUUUAUGAAAUUGAAGCAUUUCUCUUGGAUGCAUUCUUAAUUCUAAUCAAAUAUUUUUGCAUUGAUGUUUGAUAA
This is a messenger RNA of Macadamia integrifolia, 631 nucleotides long. RefSeq names its product 10 kDa chaperonin, mitochondrial-like. NCBI's taxonomy places the organism in Eukaryota, Viridiplantae, Streptophyta, Magnoliopsida, Proteales, Proteaceae. Gene Ontology annotation, molecular function: protein-folding chaperone binding; metal ion binding; protein folding chaperone. Gene Ontology annotation, cellular component: mitochondrial matrix. Bases 82 to 375 code for a protein of 97 amino acids. The record is from RefSeq and is a predicted model, not a curated record. The transcript is spliced from 3 exons.